UCUGAAAUUCGUAAUGACCAUUUUGAAAGGCCGUACUAAAUAUUCUCAAAUGUCAACUCUCGACUCUGAGCUUCAGCAGCUGAUUGCUAGCUACCAUGAAUUGAAUGUAGAGUCGCCUGACGAGCUUCAAGAAGAACCAAGUCCACUGGAAUUCAUGCGCUAUGUUGCUCGCAAUCGCCCGUUUGUCGUGCGAUGUGGUGCGCGAGAAUGGCCAGCGGUGAAGUCCUGGAAUCUCAGUUACCUAACUAACAUGAUGGGGGGUCAAUCUGUUAACGUGGCUAUGACUCCUUUCGGGUGAGAUGAUAGGUUUGUUCAAGUCACUGGAUCAACUGACUUGUUCGGGAUAAGGAACGCAGAUUCCGUGCUGCACUUGGAUGAUGGCUCGACUAUGUUUGUAAAGCCUUACGAAUGCGAUCUUGUCUUUGAGAAAGCAGCGAGUUAUAUUGCUCAGCAAGAGCUUGAACGAGCCAACGGAGUGAUAUAUUAUUGUCAGACGCAGAAUGACAACCUACGCCACGAAUAUGAAUCGUUGUUCAAGGAUGUGCCAAAGUCUAUUCCUUUUGCCCGAAUUGCCCUGCAAAGAGACCCAGAUGCCGUCAACUUUUGGCUAGGAAAUUCUCGAUCAGUUACAGCUCUUCACAAAGAUCCAUAUGAGAACAUAUACGUUCAGGUCUUGGGUCAGAAGCAUUUUGUUCUCUUGCCCCCCAUCGAGUCUGCUUGCGUCAAUGAGCAACUGCAUCCAGCGGCGACAUACAAAUGCCGCUAUCCAGGUAUUGCAUACGAAUUGGGCAAUGUCGAACUAUUUCCGACGCUCGAUAAUCCGGCAGCUCAAGUACCUUUUGCGGCCUGGGACCCCGACCUGCCUGAAGUGAACGCGACAGCUUUUUCGUCCCUCAGCAGACCAAUGCGUGUCACGCUUGAACCGGGAGAUAUGCUCUAUCUUCCAGCAUUGUGGUACCAUAAAGUUUCCCAGAGCUGCAACAAAGAAGGAUUAUGCUGUGCUGUCAAUUACUGGUACGACAUGGAGUAUUCCGGCUCAUUCUACCCACUAAGCACUUUCUCAAGGAGAAUUAGUCUCUUGGCAACCUCAGGCAACGCACUCGCGCCUGAGUAGUGUGUUCCUAACUAUGUUUAUGUUGUUUAAGUCUCAGAAUCACGAAGAAUUCAUAUUUCUGAUAGGCUGGGAUGAAUGCAUUACGCUUAUAUUAUCUGCGC
Molecule: messenger RNA, 1215 nt
Organism: Verruconis gallopava
Lineage: Eukaryota; Fungi; Ascomycota; Dothideomycetes; Venturiales; Sympoventuriaceae
Exons: 4
Coding region: 389-1114 (241 amino acids)
Molecular function (GO): 2-oxoglutarate-dependent dioxygenase activity
Source: RefSeq, a predicted model, not a curated record